GUGAGAUCUUUUUAAUUUGAAGCUAAUUCAAUGAAUUAAGCUUUAUCUUACGAAAUUCAUAGUGUCCAUGCGUUGAAUUCGUUGAACUAGAAAGAUAUUUAAUGAAAAAUGGAGGCCUCUAGUGGGCCUAGUCCUAGACUCAAUUCAAUUUCAUUCAAUAAAGAGAAACAUGGAGACCCAGAUAUUUACAAUUUCGAAUUGGAGUCUUCGGAUCUUAAUGUUCAAUCUGACCACCAUUUUCAUCCGAUGAAUGCUUUGGAAAUUCUGAGAGAAACAGUGAGGAUUCUUCGUUAUAAUUCAGCGGGUUUGAUGGCAAUAGCGGCAUUGCUAAUUUGCCCAGUUUCAGCUGUUCUAUUGUCCAAUAUAUUGGUGGAUCAAUCCACUGUGAAGAGACUGACUAUAAGGCUUUUGUUAGUGGCAAAGUCCAGUGGCCUUCCUCUUAAGCCUUUUAUCAAACAGUCAUGUCAAAAGUUUUCUGAAAUGGCCAUUUCAGCUACAAUGUGCUUUCCUUUGUACAUCACAUUGUCAUUGUUGUCAAAAGCAGCUGUUGUUUAUUCAGUUGAUUGCACGUACUCGAGAAAGAAAUUUGAUUCGUCAAAGUUCUAUUUGAUUAUUAGCAAGAUUUGGAGGCGUAUAGUUGUGACGUAUUUGUGGUUGUGUAUGGUGAUUGCUGGUUGCCUCACAUUGUUUCUUGUUCUUCUUGUUGCUGUGAGCAGCUUGUUUUCUAUAAUUGGUUUUCCAUCAGAUUUGAUUGUGUACCCUGCAAUGAUAGUGGGGUUAGUCUUCUCUAUCAUUUUAGCGAAUGCUAUUAUUAUUUGCAACAUUGCUAUUGUGAUCUCUGUAUUGGAGGAUGUUUCAGGGCCUCAGGCAUUGUUGAGGUCUAGUCUGCUUAUUAAGGGUCAGACUCAAGUGGGUCUUUUGAUAUUUCUUGGGUCAACAAUUGGGAUGGCAUUUGUGGAGGGUUUAUUUGAGCAUAGAGUGAAGACAUUAAGUUAUGGGGAUGGGUCUUCGAGGUUAUGGGAAGGGCCCCUUUUGGUGGUAAUGUAUUCAUUUGUGGUGCUUAUUGAUUCCAUGAUGAGCGCAGUUUUCUACUUCAGUUGUAAGAAUUAUAGUAUGGAAGCCUCAAAGGAAGAAUCUCAACCAGUUUUAGAAGCUAUGACAAUGCCCCCUGGAACGCCAGACAUUCAGUGA
Ilex paraguariensis (yerba mate) is the source of this 1191-nucleotide messenger RNA. Lineage: Eukaryota; Viridiplantae; Streptophyta; Magnoliopsida; Aquifoliales; Aquifoliaceae. The record is from the annotation of a GenBank genome assembly.